Molecule: messenger RNA, 681 nt
Organism: Symbiodinium natans
Lineage: Eukaryota; Dinophyceae; Suessiales; Symbiodiniaceae
Source: the annotation of a GenBank genome assembly
AUGUGGUGUUUGCGGACGUUUUGCACGAUGAAUCGUAUCCUUUGCAGACACAAGGAGGUGAACCACCAGGAUUAUCAGGCUGUCAACCAAGAUCGAUGUCGGGAUGUGAUCAAGACAAGUGCCGUGUUAGAAGAGGACAUCGAUGGUGGACGGAGUCUGGAGAGAGAAGCCAGCGAAGCAAAGGAACGACUGGAGCCGAAGGAGGGCAUCAUCCGCCUAAAGCCGCCGGAGGCUGCACGUGGCUUUCCCACGAGCCGAGUUGUCACAGCGGCCUCGGAUGAGAGUGACCAGUCACCGGCUCGGGAGACAGCCAACGCGGUCGAGGAGGAUGGAUGGUCGCCACCGCCCAGACCCUCGAUGCCGGCAAUGCCAGGUCCGCCUGGCAUCUCUGGCACCGCAGAUGGUAUUGCCAGCACUCUCCCGCCUAGCAUCGUAUCCAUGGACAGCUCUCUCAUGGAAGGUUCUGACGACGUGGACGCAGAGCUACCUAGAGCAGAAUCUCCCGCUGGUCCUGUUGAGAUCCUCCCUCAAGGAAGUCGAUUUGGAGAGCCCGUGCUGAGUGUGCCUGCAGCUACUCCGCUUGUUCCCUUUGUCUUAAAGGGCCCCCCGCCGAGCUGCACCAAGGAGGACCGCGUGAAAGCGCUGAAGUAUGCAGCUGUGGUGCCACCGUCUGCGAAAAAG